AUGUUGUUAGAUACUGAUGUGCUGGUUAUUGGAGGGGGAAUGUCCGGCAUCGGCUUCGCUGUGCAGCUAAUUCGAACAUACGGUAGCCGAAACUUUCAGAUAAUCGAAAAGACCACCAACAUUGGAGGAACUUGGAAUGUAAACACUUAUCCUGGGUGUGGCUGCGAUGUGCCAUCCCAUUUUUACUCGUACUCAUUCGCUUUGAACCCGAACUGGUCUAAGGUUUUCGCUAUGCAACCAGAAAUCCAAGCGUACUUCGAAGGUGUCGCUAGCAAGUACAACUUGGCACAGCAUGCUAGAUUUCAAACGUUGGUUGAAUCUGCGUUUUGGGAAGAGCAAACGGCGACUUGGCUUGUGAAAAUCCGAGAGUUACCCACAGGGAAAACUUCGCAACUCCGUUGCAAGAUCCUGGUCUCCGCCGUUGGAGCGUUGUCGACUCCAAAGAAAUGCGAUAUUCCCGGCGCAUCCAAGUUCCAAGGCCGCCUUUUCCACUCUGCAGAAUGGGACCAUUCCUUUGACUGGCAAGACAAGGUUGUUGUUACCAUAGGAAAUGGUUGCAGCGCCACACAAUUCGUUCCCGUCCUCAGCGAAGGCAAGGGUGCUGUCCGGAAAUUGACACAAUUCAGCCGUCAAGCACAUUGGCUUGCCGAAAGGCCCAACCCUGAAUACUCGAGUCUAUUCAAGUGGUGCCUACGAUGGAUUCCUGGCCUGAUGCGAGCGUAUCGUGCAAUGUUAUACUGGACCAGAGAGCGCGAUUUUGGAGGCUUCAACGUCAAGUCGGGCGCAAAGACUCGAGCCGCGUGGGCAAAAGAUGCUGCUGAAUACAUCAAGAAGAAUUCACCCGCCAAAUAUCGAGACUUCUUGGUGCCCAACAGCGAAAUCGGAUGCAAGCGCCGUGUCAACGAUACCGGCUACCUCGCCUGUUUACAUCAGGACAACGUUGAGCUGGUCUACUCGGAUCCCAUCAGUGAAAUCGUCGAAGACGGAGUCCGCACAAAAUCUGGCCGUUUGGUCAACGCUGACGCUAUUGUGCUGGCAACCGGCUUUGAUACUCAGAAGGCCCUGUUUCCGAUGGAUAUACGAGGUGAAAAUGGCAUCCACUUGAAUGACCAUUGGGACGACGUAAGCGAAGGCUCGUCUUCCGCCUACUUUGGCACCUGCCUCUCCGGAUUCCCCAACUUCUUCGUCAUGAUGGGUCCCAACACGCUGAGUGGGCAUCUGUCGGUUAUCUACACGACCGAAUGCCAGAUCAACUUUACCAUCUGCGUCAUCAAGCCCAUCUUGCAAGCACUGGAAAAGUCGCGUCGCGGCUCGUGGUUUUCGACUCCCAAGACCCUGAAGGACACGGUCGUGGUCCGUCCUGAAGCAGAAAAGAAGGACAUUGAAUGGAUCCAGAAGAAAGCCAAGCAGCUUGUCUGGUCCACCGGUUGUACCUCUUGGUUCAUUGAUCCCAAGACGAACCGAAACACCAUCAUGUAUCCCGAUUGGCAGUACAAAUUCUGGCUGCGAAGCUUCUGGAUUGAGUGGGCUGACUUCACCUAUGCUUCUUCGGGAGCGCUGGGAGCAGAUAAGUGA
Exophiala aquamarina CBS 119918 is the source of this 1575-nucleotide messenger RNA. RefSeq lists its product as uncharacterized. The transcript is spliced from 4 exons. The record is from RefSeq and is a predicted model, not a curated record. The coding region runs from base 1 to 1575 and encodes 524 amino acids. Lineage: Eukaryota; Fungi; Ascomycota; Eurotiomycetes; Chaetothyriales; Herpotrichiellaceae.